Messenger RNA from Mus musculus (house mouse), 3801 nucleotides. It is a transcript of the gene Trim5, whose product is annotated as tripartite motif-containing 5. The record is from RefSeq and is a predicted model, not a curated record. Gene Ontology annotation, biological process: positive regulation of DNA-templated transcription. Bases 327 to 1820 code for a protein of 497 amino acids. NCBI's taxonomy places the organism in Eukaryota, Metazoa, Chordata, Mammalia, Rodentia, Muridae. The transcript is spliced from 8 exons. Gene Ontology annotation, cellular component: cytoplasm. Gene Ontology annotation, molecular function: zinc ion binding.
CAAUGCUGAUAUGAGGGUAACUUCCUCAGUCAGUGGGGUUCUGCAGGCUUAUGCAAAGGCAUCUCAUUGGUCUGUAGAGUUGUGGUUUCUGUUUCAUUUCCAGAGCUCAAACUUUCCUUUCUCUAGAUUUUAGCCGGAAAUACCUUGAAGUUCUGGAUUGGUGAGUUAAUUCUCCCUGGUUUACAACUUUCUGGCGUCUGAUAACGGGCUGAGCAAUUUUAGGGGGCAGACUUUUGAAGACUUUGAAAGGAGAACAUUGCUUUUGCUUGGGCACCUGAGCAGAAGUGCAAGGAGUCCGGACAGUCAUACACAGGAUCACAGCAACUAUGGCUUCACAAUUCAUGAAGAAUUUAAAGGAGGAGGUGACCUGUCCUGUCUGUCUGAACCUGAUGGUGAAACCUGUGAGUGCAGAUUGUGGUCACACCUUCUGCCAAGGCUGCAUCACGUUGUACUUUGAAUCCAUCAAAUGUGAUAAGGAAAUGUUCAGUUGCCCUGUGUGCCGACUUAGUUACCAGUCUAGCAAUCUGAGGCCUAAUCUACAUGUGGCCAACAUAGUAGAGAGGCUCAAAGAGUUCAAGCCCAGCCCAGAAGAGGAGCAGAAAGUGUUUAACUGUGCAAGACAUGGAGAGAAACUCCAGCUCUUCUGUAGGAAGGACAUGAUGGCCAUCUGCUGGCUUUGUGAGCGAUCUCAGGAGCACCGGGGCCACAAAACAGCUCUCAUUGAAGAGGUGGCCCGGGAGUACAAGGAGCAGCUGCAGGUAGUUCUGCAAAGGCUGAUGGCAGAUAAGAAAGAAUUUGAAAACUGGAAAGAUGAACUUCAGAAGGAUAGAACUUACUGGGAGAAUCAAAUACAGAAAGAUGUGGAGAAUGUUCAGUCAGAGUUUAAACGAAUGAGGGAUAUCAUAGACUCAGAGGAGAAGAAUGAAUUGCAGAAGCUGAGGCAAGAGAAGGAAGACAUUCUCAACAACCUGGCAGAGUCUGAAAGUGAGCAUGCUCAGCAGAGCAAGUUGCUAGAAGACUUCAUCUCAGAUGUGGAACAUCAGUUACAGUGCUCAGACAUAGAAAUACUACAGGGUGUGGAGAACAUCAUAAAACGGAGUCUUACUUUUUCGAUGAAGAAGCCCAAAACCAUCGCCAGGGAACAAAGAAAGUUCCGAGCCCCUGACCUGCAAGGCAUGCUGCAAGUGCUGCAAGAGGUCACAGAGGCUCAACGCUACUGGGUUCAGGUGACCCUGGUUCAAAAUAACCAUCCAAACAUUGCCAUUACUGACGACAAAAGACAAGUACGAUAUGAAGACCACCAAGCAAGUAAUCUUAUACACGAGUGUGAAAACUCUCAUGAAGGCGUCCUGGGACAUCCAGCUAUCCAAUCUGGAAAACAUUACUGGGAAGUAGAUGUGUCUGGAAAAGGUGCUUGGGUUCUGGGGUUAAGUGAUGGAAGCUACCUCUUCUGUCCAAUAUUUCAUUCAAAUGCUGAAAGAAAUCGUUUAUUUUGUAGGGGGAUUAAGAAUGAUUCACAUUAUCAACCAAAAUAUGGCUUCUGGGUUAUAGGGCUGUGGAAAAAGUCUGUGUAUAAUGCUUUUGAGGAGUGUCCUUUCACAGGCAAGCCCAGUGUCUUGACCCUGUCUCUGAUGGUCCCGCCCUGUCGUGUUGGUGUUUUCCUUGACUAUGCAGCUGGGACUCUCUCAUUUUACAAUAUUUCCAACAAUGGGACUCUUAUCUACAGAUUCUGCACAGCUUCCUUUCCUGAUAGGGUUUUUCCAUAUUUUAAUCCCACGGGAAGUUCAGAGCCGAUGACAAUUUGCUGGCCAGACUCUUAACAUUUGCCUGUUUACUUGCAAGGUCUCUGGCUCUGAUAUGUAUAUCAUAUGCCUGAGCUCAUCAUACCAUUUUCUCUCUCUUUUUUUUCCUGACUCUAGUCUUUCUGUGUGAAUGUCUUUCAUUGGUAAAAAAGGAUAUAUUCAUUUCUCUAGGUCAGAUUCUUCUCAGUUUCUUUCAGUUUUGUUUUGUUUUAGAUGAGAAUAUUAAAUCACUUCCCAUUUAGUCAAGGAAAAGUGCCUGAGUGCUCAUUGUGUAAGAUAACACUGCUGCAAAGUUCUCUUAUUCUUUGCGCCAGAGGUGGAAGCCAAGGCCUUGUGCAUGGUGAGGAGGUGCUCCACCCCUGAGGAGGUGCUCCACCACUGAGCUAAUUACCUCAGCUCUGUCAGGUCUCUAUAACUUCAUCCUGCCCAUCAAUGAAAGAAGAUUAAAGAAAGAUCUUCAACAACUUGUCCAUUCAUUCUGAAAAUUAUAGGUAGGAAUCUGUGGUUAAGAAAUGCACCCUUAGCUAUAGGCCAGUUUUACCAGGAUGCAUCUUCAUCAAAGAAUGAAGGAGAAGCAUCACAAUGAGGCAUACUGUGUUCUUGCUCAGGCAUCAUAUGUGCCCAAAGUAGAAUGAUCAGGGAAUGUUAAUAUGGCCCCUGCUCAUGGAUGACAUGCGAGUUUAUGAAGCAUUCCAUAUUUUUGAAGAGCAUUGAUAGUCUAAAUCAUGUUAGAGAGGAGGCAGGGGGAAAGAAAAAGAAAGGAAGGAAGGAAGGAAGGAAGGAAGGAAGGAAGGAAGGAAGGAAGAGUAAGGAAGGAAGGAAGGGAAAGAAAGAAAGAAAGAAAGAAAGAAAGAAAGAAAGAAAGAAAGAAAGAGAACAAAAGAAAGAACGAAAGAAAGAACGAAAGAAAGAAAGAAAGAAAGAAAGAAAGAAAGAAAGAAAGAAAGGAAGGAGAAAGAACAAAGUAAAGAAGAUACUAUGUUCAGAGUAUCUGAGCUCCAGUCAUAGUUCCAAAUGUGUCAGCAGUGCCAGUGUGACUAUGCUUAUUUUUGUACUCUGCCUCAAGCCAGUAUGAGAAAUGGGCCAGUGGGAAAUAGUUCUUGCCAACAAGCCUGGGCACUUGAGUUCAAUUCCCUGCACCUGACUUCCACACAUAUGUUGUAGCAUGUAGAGGCCCAGACAUGUACACAAACACAAAUUGUGCAAAUAUAAUUUUUUUUCAUGAAAGAAACUAGGUAAGGGUAGAGCAUCCACUAAAUUAUAUCAGUGUUUAUUCUGUUAAUUACUGUGAGAUACAUGCUGUGUUAUAGUGUCCCAUGAAACCAUGGGAAAAUAAACAAGGAUUAGCUUUCCUGAAGUCUUAUUACUAGUCCCUUAAAUAACAAUUAUCAUUACCUGACCAUUCUGCUUUUUUAUGGAGGGGUAUGUAUGUAUACUUAGUGAUAAAUUUCUUUAGUCACAAUAAGGACCCCAAAUGAAUAAGGUACCAUGUGUGUGUGUGUGUGUGUGUAUACACAUAUAUACACACACAUAUAUAUAAUCAACUACUAAAUUGUUAUAUUCAUAUUAUUUUAGUAAUAAUAGCAGUAAUAAAUUUAUCUUUUGGUAUAUUGUAAAACAUAAAUAAGAGUUAUUACUAGGGAUUUAUGUUGUUUGAGGCAUGUGACUGUCAGUCCAGUAUGGUGUCUUAUUCCUUUGGGAAACCUUAUCACUGUGACUAAAUUAAAUGAUCAUUAAGAUCGUGCAACAGAACCUUGCAUGGGAGCUCAUAUCUGCCGUCCUGCAUCUGGGAAGCUGUGGCAGGAAGAUUGCUCUGUAUUUGAAGCCAACCUUGUAUACAGAGUAAGACCCUUUUUAACAUAAUAAAGAAUAUAUAUUGGUUUACUUACUCCAUUAUAUUUUAAGAAAUGGAAUGACUGGAUUGCAGAACUGCAGGUUGUUGAUUGUUUUCACAAUUUGUAAUUCUUUUGUUUACUACAAAUAAAUGCUCUUAACUUCA